CCUAUCGAAAUGGAUAAUCCUUACACACCGAAGAAGAAAUUAUGCUUUAUAUGUGAGCAUAAUAUUGAUCUCGAUUACAAAAACGUGCGAUUACUUUCACAAUUUAUUUCUCCCUACACGGGUAGGAUUAAAGGUAGAAAAUACACUCAACUUUGCAUUCCUAUGCAAAAGCGCUUGAGCCAAUUGAUUAAGCGAUCUCGACAGUUUGGAGCAGUAUUUGGAUUUUAUUCUACUUCCUCAGGUCGGAUUCUAUGA
Messenger RNA from Protopolystoma xenopodis, 255 nucleotides. The record is from the annotation of a GenBank genome assembly. NCBI's taxonomy places the organism in Eukaryota, Metazoa, Platyhelminthes, Monogenea, Polystomatidea, Polystomatidae.